Messenger RNA from Penaeus chinensis, 1846 nucleotides. RefSeq lists its product as uncharacterized. The coding region runs from base 896 to 1846 and encodes 316 amino acids. Gene Ontology annotation, cellular component: membrane. NCBI's taxonomy places the organism in Eukaryota, Metazoa, Arthropoda, Malacostraca, Decapoda, Penaeidae. Gene Ontology annotation, molecular function: G protein-coupled peptide receptor activity. The record is from RefSeq and is a predicted model, not a curated record. The transcript is spliced from 4 exons. Gene Ontology annotation, biological process: neuropeptide signaling pathway.
GUUCUCUCGAGUGACGUUUAUCGUAUUUUUUCCACAAAAUAUGCCUGGAGAAUGAUAAUGUCUAUAGUAGACUUACAUGAAAAAAUAUCCCUCUACUAAUUGUGCAACAAUAUUCAGUCAGUGCUUAUUUCCACAAAGUGCGACACAUAAAGACACUGAGAAAAUGAAACUAGGACAACUUCCUUACAGUAGUCAAGGCCGACCAACCCAGCCUCACCCCUACCGCCAACCUCUCGAUGUCAGGUGCUCUCCAGACACGCCUAAUGCUCCCUUGAUUACCAUUACUGAGAGAGUUGACUGAGCGUAAUGUAAACCGCGAUCUUGGUGUAAACAUUCUCCACUUUGUAAAGGUCUCACGUAAAUUCGUUCCUACUGAACAAGCUCGUUCGCCAUCUCUUCAUAAUUGUUCUGGUGCUACCUGAUAUAACCUGACAGUAAUUGCUGAUGCGGAGUAUUUAUACUUUUUGGGUAAGAACUGGUUGGGGAACAAUCUGCCAACUGUUUAGUUUUAUUUACACACGGAAUGGGCUCGCUAUUUCAUUGACUUAGUCCCUGAUUCCAUAAUAUUCCCUGUGCAGUGUAAUAACCUAGCACCAGCCUUCAAUAGAUUGUCUUAGAAUAAUGUGCAUGAUAAACUUAUCCAUUCUUCAUGCCUGGCUUAGUAUGCUUCAUUUGACUCCAUGGAAAAUGUAAUGGCAGUCUUCCUUCAAGUAAAACAAGCGUUGUGCAAAGUGUUAGAAAAUCUCGCAAUAGUUACAAGACAAAUUUUGGUAAUACUAGAAACAGAUAUAACACUGCAACUAGAUUACAUAAGAAAUUCAGCUUCGUUCACAUAAAUCCUUCAAAAUUAAACGAUUGUAGUCCUAAUCCUUACAAGUAAUCUCCGCACAAGUGAAUGAAUUUAGAAAAGAAAAUGACAAUACCCACGAACCCUCUCGAAGAAGAAAACACCAGCGCCGUCUACGAAACAAUGACUAGCUCGCUCGAAAAUACCACCACCUUAAGCACAGGUGCCUCCACCCCGUCCCUCCUAUCACCCUGGGCACUAAACAUGGCCAUCAUCUCCGGACUGGCUGUCUCCCUCAUAGGCGGCUUGGGGAACCUUGUGGCCGUGACCGUCCUCGUGCAGCAGGCGAUGACCCGUCGAACUCUACGAAUCCUGAAGGUGACGGCAGAUAGCGUGCUGGUUUUACAGUUGGCUGUAGUCGACCUGCUGUACUGCACAGUGUCUCUGCCGCUGAGUGUUGCGUCUUACCUCCAUGGGGAAGAGAUGCCGGGGCCUCUAUGCGCCUUCGCAGGGUUCUUCCGUCUUCUCAACGCCAACGUCGAAUUCAACACCCUGGGUCUUGUGGCCCUUCAGAGGAGUUAUCACAUUUAUCGAGGACGCAGCCGCGGUGAAGCCUUCUCGCUGGGGAGGACAAGGCUGUACUGUGUGGCCGUGUGGAUCCUCGGCGCGGCGUUUCAGCUGCCUGGCAUCGCGAUGCAAAUACUCGGACGCUCUGCUUUCCUGGCACGACGCUACAGGUCAGCAGGACGAAGCGUUUUGGGCUUAACCAUUAUGUAUUGCGUGUGUAUCCUGCCUAUGGCCGUUUACAACAUCGUGGACGAGAGCGGUUACUAUAAGGAUAUCGGCAUCGUCCUAAACUGCCUUUAUUGGAUUCAGUAUGCGGCGAAUACUGCCAUUUACGGCUACACUAACAGAGGGUUUAAUAAAGCCUUUCGGAUUUUGGUGAGCUGUAGGAGAGGCGACAGAGGGCGGCAGAACACAGGAGGAGAAGGCAUCAGACACGUCGGUGGAGCCUUCAGCUGCUCCUUUAGGAGACCCGAUGACUCAUCCUGGUGCUAG